Messenger RNA from Neolamprologus brichardi, 2627 nucleotides. Lineage: Eukaryota; Metazoa; Chordata; Actinopteri; Cichliformes; Cichlidae. The record is from RefSeq and is a predicted model, not a curated record.
GAUCAGUAGUGUGGGCUCAACGCUAAGUAGUAUUUGGGUGGUUUAUAUCAAAGGGUAAAGCUACUGGCUUUCGUCCCUAAACGUGGACAUUUUGAAGUGUCAAGAGGUACUCGUCAUCCAGUUUUUGGGCCGAGCAGUUGAACAGCGGGGAUAUAUUAUUAACGCUGUCUUGCUAACCUUUGUUGCGGCUAUGUAAAACUAGCUUGUUAGGUUUACGUCAUUUCAGCAGGUGCUACUCUGCUAGCUUAGCUUCACAUUGGGAUCUAUUAGCUUGUUAAACAGCUACAGUAGCUAAAAUUAAACAAGCUGGCAUCUAGAGGGAAUACGGGUCAGACUAGUGUGUGACAGGGAGUUUACUUAUGCUACUUCUCGUAGUGUGACCCGAGACUGCGACUGGAUGUUUAGUAAUAGAAAUAGCAGUAGUCACAGCUAGCAGAUUGUUAGCUUGUUAAAUAACAACAAUGGGCUAUAAGAAGUGUUUGAAAACAGCAAGGAGACUUUAUUUUUGGGCUAUUCUCUUCAUAGUGUUCAUCAAAGGAGUAACAGCUGAUGAGGAGCAACACCAGGACGAAGCACCAGAGUUAAAGUCCUACCAUGACCCAGACUCUGAAGAGGAAGAUGUUCGAUUAUCACCAGAAAUUGUGGCAGGUACUAUGACCACUGAUCACUCCCAUCCUGAAGAGGAAACACAGCCCCCUUCGGAGGGUCUAGAAGGAGAGGAGAAGGAGGACCUACCUGACCCGCCUCCUCCUGUUGAGGAAAAACCUAAAGAGGUUCCUGUGGUGAAUGGAGGUACAGCCCAUGGAGAGCCCUGCAUAUUCCCCUUCCUCUUCCAGGAGACAGAGUACAUAGAGUGUACCACUGACGGGCGGGGGGAUGGACGGCUAUGGUGUGCCACGACGUACGACUAUGACCAGGAUAAGAAAUGGGGUUUCUGUGAGACGGAGGAACAGGCACAGCAGAGGCUUCAGGCUGAGGAAGCAGAGAAGCAGUAUCAGACUGUCCUGCGCAUGCUGAACUCCACCACCAGGAAGACUCAGAAAAAAGAAUUAUAUGAAAAGCUGCUAAAAGUGGCAGAAAAAGGCCACCAGAAAGCCAUGGAGAAGGUGGCGUAUGCCAUGCUGUUUGGAGAUUACAUGAACCAAAAUAUUACCAAGGCCAGAGAAAUGUUUGAGAAGCUUGCCAUGGAGGGCUCACCUAAAGCUCAGAUGGCUCUUGGAUUUCUGUAUGCAGCAGGGCUCGGAGUUAACUCAAGUCAAGCUAAGGCCUUGGUUUACUACACCUUUGGUGCACUGGGUGGAAACCUGCUCGCUCACAUGAUUCUGGGCUACAGGUACUGGGGAGGGGUGGGUGUUCCCCAAAGCUGUGAAUCAGCACUAACGCAUUAUAGGCUCGUAGCAAAUCAGGUGGCCAGCGAUGUUUCCCUGACGGGGGGCUCGGCGGUGCAGAGGAUCAGACUGCUCGAUGAGGUGGAGAACCCGGGAUCUACCAGCGGGAUGUUGGAGGAAGACCUCAUCCAGUACUACCAGUUUCUAGCGGAGAAAGGGGACGUCCAAGCUCAGGUGGGCCUGGGUCAGCUGCACUUACACGGAGGACGUGGAGUAGAACAGAAUCACCAGAGGGCGUAUGACUACUUCAACCAGGCAGCCAAUGCAGGCAACACACAUGCUAUGGCUUUUCUUGGAAAGAUGUAUUCAGAAGGCAGUGAGUUUCUCCCUCAGAAUAAUGAGACAGCCUUGCAGUACUUCAAGAAGGCUUCUGACCUGGGUAAUCCGGUGGGACAGAGUGGGUUGGGGAUGGCCUAUCUUUAUGGUAGAGGUGUGCCAGUGAACUACGAGCUGGCCCUCAAAUACUUCCAGAAGGCAGCAGAGCAGGGCUGGGUGGAUGGACAACUCCAGCUGGGCACUAUGUAUUACAAUGGCAUUGGCGUGAAGCGUGACUACAAGCAGGCUCUUAAAUUCUUCAACCUGGCCUCACAGGCUGGGCACAUCCUGGCCUUCUACAACUUGGCCCAGAUGCAUGCUACUGGUACUGGUGUGAUGCGUUCCUGCCACACCGCUGUAGAGCUUUUCAAAAAUGUGUGUGAGCGUGGUCGCUGGUCAGAGCGCCUGAUGACAGCCUACAGCAGCUUUAAGGAGGGCGACAUGGACGCUGCGCUGGUUCAGUAUCUGCUGCUGGCUGAGCAGGGCUACGAGGUGGCUCAGAGCAACGUGGCCUUCAUUCUGGAUCAGAAAGGGGCAAGGAUCUUCAGUGAGAAUGAGACCUACCCUCGUGCAUUGCUCCACUGGACAAGAGCUGCAGCGCAAGGUUACACCGUGGCAAGGAUAAAACUGGGAGACUAUCAUUUCUAUGGCUACGGGACGGACGUGGACUACGAGACGGCUGUCAUUCACUAUAGGUUGGCAUCUGAGCAGCAGCACAGCGCACAGGCCAUGUUUAACUUGGGUUACAUGCAUGAGAAAGGCCUGGGUAUCAAACAGGACAUCCACCUAGCCAAACGGUUUUAUGACAUGGCUGCUGAGGCCAGUCCUGACGCCCAGGUUCCAGUUUUUCUAGCUCUGUGCAAACUGGGCCUGGUUUAUGCUCUCCAGUACCUGCAGGAUCUUAAUGUGAGUAUUUCCUCCUGA